AUGGCGCAGAAAUGUGUCCAUCAGGGCUGCGGCAAGGAUUUCACCGACCCGACGGAAAAGUGCGAGUAUCAUCCCGGCCCGCCAAUCUUUCACGAGGGACAGAAAGGGUGGAAGUGCUGCAAGCCUCGCGUCUUGACCUUUGACGAGUUCAUGUCCCUCCCGCCCUGCACGACGGGCACCCACUCCACCACCGACAAACCCCCGCAGCUCGAGGAGAAGCCGCAAGAGGACGAUGCUGCCCUAGCCAAGAAGAUCGAGGCCCUCACCGCCUCGGGCCCACCGCGCGUGCCCAUCCAGCCCGCACAGCAGGCACCCGCGCCCCCGCCGCCGGCGCCCGAGACGGACGACGAUGACCCCAGCCUCGAGCUCGCCGACGGCGCGGAAUGCCGACGGAGGACGUGCGGGCAGAGAUACAAGCAGGGCAGCUCGCGCGAGGGCGAGAAGUGCGUGCACCACCCUGGGGUGCCCAUCUUCCACGAGGGCAGCAAGGGCUACUCGUGCUGCAAGCGGCGCGUCCUGGAGUUUGACCAGUUUAUGAAGAUUGAGGGCUGCAAAACCAGGGACCGGCACCUCUUUAUUGGGAGCGGUAGGAAAAAGGACAAGUCCGGCUCAUCAGGCGAGGAGAUUCUCGACUCGGUCAGACACGACUACUACCAGACCCUGACGACCGUCAUCGCCUCGUUCUUCCUCAAGAAGAUCAACAAGGAGACGGCCAAGGUCGAGUUCCGGCCGAAACAGCUCGCCCUGGACCUGACGACGAGCGAUUCGCCGCCGAAGCGCUACAGGGCCGAGGUGCCUCUAUAUGGCGCCAUUGACGCGGCAAAGUCGACGCACAAGAUCCUCGGCACGAAGCUGGAGCUGACGUUGGCCAAGGCCGACGGCGCGUCGUGGCCGGUGCUGCGGGGCGACGAGGCGUUGACGGGCGAGAUCGUGCAGGUCGGGCGGGCCGGGCGGGCAUAG
Molecule: messenger RNA, 960 nt
Organism: Hirsutella rhossiliensis
Lineage: Eukaryota; Fungi; Ascomycota; Sordariomycetes; Hypocreales; Ophiocordycipitaceae
Product: CHORD domain-containing protein
Exons: 3
Coding region: 1-960 (319 amino acids)
Source: RefSeq, a predicted model, not a curated record